Molecule: messenger RNA, 1401 nt
Organism: Vicia villosa (hairy vetch)
Lineage: Eukaryota; Viridiplantae; Streptophyta; Magnoliopsida; Fabales; Fabaceae
Product: protein COBRA-like
Exons: 6
Coding region: 1-1338 (445 amino acids)
Biological process (GO): plant-type cell wall cellulose biosynthetic process; cellulose microfibril organization
Cellular component (GO): plasma membrane
Source: RefSeq, a predicted model, not a curated record
AUGUUCUUCUCUUUCCUUAAAUCUUGUCCAUGCAUUCUUCUCUUCCUCUUGUUUACGCUCUUUUACACUUCAACAGAAGCUUAUGAUCCACUUGACCCAAAUGGAAAUAUCACAAUCAAAUGGGAUAUUAUUAGCUGGGCACCUGAUGGUUAUAUUGCCGUUGUUACAAUGUACAACUAUCAACGGUAUCGUCAUAUAACGCCGCCAGGAUGGUCAUUAGGAUGGAAAUGGGCAAAGAAAGAGGUAAUAUGGUCCAUGGUGGGAGGGCAGACAACUGAACAAGGAGAUUGCUUAAAAUUCAAGGAAAUCAUUCCACAUUGUUGUGAAAGAACUCCAACAAUCAUUGAUUUACUUCCCGGUGCGCCUUAUAAUCAACAAAUCGCAAAUUGCUGCAAAGGCGGUGUACUCACCUCAUGGACACAAGAUCCAACAAAUUCGGUCGCAUCGUUUCGAAUCACUGUCGGUAGAGCUGGCACGACUAGCAAAACUGUCAGACUGCCACACAAUUUCACGUUGAAAGCACCAGGACCGGGUUAUACAUGCGGCCCGACAAAAAUUGUGAAACCGACUAAAUUCGUAUCGAAAGAUAAAAGGAGAGUGACACAAGCACUUAUGACAUGGAAUGUGACAUGCACAUAUUCACAAUUUCAAGCUCAACAAAUUCCAACUUGCUGUGUUUCCCUCUCGUCUUUCUAUAACGAUACUAUAGUACCAUGCCCGGCAUGUUCCUGUGGCUGCCAAGGCAACACGGCCCAAUCGGGAAGCUGUGUAGAAAGCGCGCCACAUUUAGCCUCGGUUGUUCACAGCCCUGGAAAGAAUAUCAUUGCGCCUUUGGUUCGAUGUACUAGUCAUAUGUGUCCGAUCCGAGUUCACUGGCAUAUAAAGCUCAACUAUAGGGAAUAUUGGCGCGUAAAAGUUACUAUAACUAAUUUCAACUACAGGAUGAAUUACUCGGAUUGGAACUUGGUUGUUCAACAUCCAAACUUUGACAAUCUGACUCAAAUUUUCAGUUUCAAUCACGAAUCAAUACUUCCCUACGGCUCGAUAAAUGAUACUGCAAUGCUAUGGGGAAUUAAAUACUACAAUGAUUUCCUCAUGCAUGCUGGUCCUAGUGGCAAUGUACAGUCAGAGAUACUUUUUGGUAAGGAUAAAUCAACUUUUACGUUCGAUAAAGGUUGGGCGUUUCCUCGAAGGAUCUAUUUCAAUGGCGACAUCUGCGUGAUGCCACCGCCCGACGCUUAUCCAUGGUCACCUAAUGACAGUUCCAGACAAGAGGUUUCUUUUCUUGCUUUGACGAUGGCGUUGUUGGUAGCAUUAGUGUUUUGCGCGUAUGUCUAAAGUUCAUAUAUGUGGCACGCGCAACUCGGCUACCUAAAAUUUUGAUUCUUACGAGAGUUUUGA